AUGGAAGCAGCAGAUGAGGAGAGCCCACUGCUGAGCCAUCCCUGCCUGCGUCCACAGCCACAGGACGAAUAUUCAAGGUACACGAGCGAUGGAACGGUUGAUGUCAACAGACAGCCUGCUCUCAAGCACAGCACCGGCAACUGGAGAGCAUGCUUCUUCAUUCUAGGCGCCGAAUUCAGCGAAUGCUUGUGCUUCGCCGCCGUCGCCAAGAACUUGGUCACCUACCUCACCAGUCACCACGGUGCUCCACGAGAGCAACGUCGACGCCGCGAGGAACGUCUCCACCUGGGUCGGCAGCUGCUUCCUCACGCCGAUACUCGACUGUUGCAGUGUUCCUCUCUGUCUACAUCUUUCAUUUCUGAAACUUUUUCAUUGACAAUGUGCCAGGGGAUGUUCAUCAUGACCUCAUCGCCGGCGCUUCCGUGGCUCCUGCCUCGUUCCUCCGACGAGAGCGGCGGUGUCCAUCGUGCCGCCGUCUACCUGGGGCUCUACCUUGUCGCCCUCGGCACCGGCGGAAUCAAGCCCUGCGCCACGGCCCUGGGCGCGGAUCAGUUCGAUGGCGCCGACCCGGCGGAGCGGGUGGCCAAGGGCUCCUUCUUCAACUGGUACUACUUCUCCAUCAACAUCGGCUCGCUGCUGUCGGCGACGUUGCUCGUCUGGGUGCAGGACAACAUCGGGUGGACCGUCGGGUACGCAAUCCCGACGGUGCUCAUAGGAUUCGGCCUCGCCGUGUUCGUCUCCGGUGGGAAGAUUUACAGGCACAAGCCACUGGGGGUGGGAGGUAGCCCACUGACAAGGGUCUGCCAGGUGGUCGUCGCUGCCGCGAGGAAUUGCCGUCUCGAGCUGCCCGAUGACACCUCGGCCCUGCACGAAAAUGGCAUGGCUCAGCACACCAGGCAAUUCCGGUUCUUUGACAAGGCCGCGAUCGUGCUGGUGUCGUCGGAGAAGAAGGGCCCGUGGCGGCUCUGCACGGUGUCGCAGGUGGAGGAGCUAAAGAUGCUGCUGCGGAUGUCACCCGUCUGGGCAUCGAUGCUCGUCUUCUUCGCGGUCACCGCGCAGAUGUCAACCACGCUGAUCGAGCUUGGCAUGACCAUGGACAACCGCGUCGGCGGUUUUGUCGUGCCGCCGGCAUCGCUCUCCACAUUUGACCUCGUCAGCGUCCUCAUCUGGGUUCCCCUCUACGACGCCGUGCUGGUGCCGCUCGCACGGCGCGUCACCGGCGAGCACAGGGGAUUCACGCAGCUGCAGCGCAUUGGCGUCGGCCUCGCGCUGUCCGCGGCCGCCAUGGCGUACGCCGCGUCGGUCGAGACGAGGCGGCUGGCGUCGGCGAGCUCGAUGAGCAUCAUGUGGCUGGCGCCGUGCUACUUCGUGCUGGGCGCGGCCGAGGUGUUCACCAGCAUCGGCAUGCUCGAGUUCUUCUACGAUCAGUCCCCAGUAUCCAUGAAGAGCUUGGGCACGGCCCUCGCGCAUCUUGCCGUCGCUGGCGGGAGCUACCUCAACUCCGCCCUGCUCGGCACCGUCGCGUCUGCCACGGGGUGGAUCUCGGACAAUCUCGACCAAGGCCACCUGGACAACUUCUUCUGGUUCAUGGCGGCUCUCAGCAUGCUCAACCUGUUGCAGUUCGUUUACUGCUCCAUCAGAUACAAAAGCUAA
Triticum turgidum subsp. durum (durum wheat) is the source of this 1653-nucleotide messenger RNA. The record is from the annotation of a GenBank genome assembly. Lineage: Eukaryota; Viridiplantae; Streptophyta; Magnoliopsida; Poales; Poaceae.